UCACACAGCUGGGCGUCCUAUGAGAAGAGACCAAGCCGCACGGAGAGAGGCGUGAGCGGGAGAGCUGUUGGAGCUCACGCCAUGGGCUCUUCUUCUUUUUCCUUUCCUCAUCCAUCCUUCCAUCCGUCCCAAAGGCUCCUAUAGAAUCCCUGCAUCAGCCUUCGUUUCAUUCGUGCUCCGCUCUGAAAGCAUGAGGUGGAAGCGGAAGUGUGUCAGGCUGAGCCCCUCUUCUGCGCUCACAGCAUCACACGCCAACUGAAUCCAAGAGACAGCAGCACGCACGCGCGUAGCGGACAGAUUGGACACCUGAUUCUGAGCGUCUUUGGAGCGCUCUUUUAUUUUUUGGAACCCUCCACCACCUCUCCAAGCCGGUGAUUUAAAGGCCCUCACGGUGCGACGCGCCAAAUAUCCCACCUAGGAUUAUCAUGGACUAACGUCAAGGAGAGAGGACGCACCGAAUCCUGCCGCUGCAGCCUUUAUCGUUUUUUUUAAAAUUGUUAAUUAAAUUUUUAUUUUAUUUUUUUAUUUUACGCAAUCUAAAGUCAGCGGGCUGCCGCAGAAGUCAAAUAUCUGUGGCGAAGGAAAAAAGAGCAGGGUGUUGUCAAAGAGGAAUGAGAGGAGGAGGAGGAGGGGGGGCAGUAUGAGGUGUGCUUUUUUUGGAAAAGCCGGAGAAAGACGGAGACCGAGAAGGUGUACUGACGCGCGAGAGCCUGCGACGCGGUGCCCUCUUGAGAAAUAACUGCGGUCCGACAAGAAAUGGCCUAGUUAGAGGAGGAAAAAAUCCACAGAGGACAGACAGAGAGAAGAAUCGUGUUUAGGUGGACGCAUCAUCAUCACCAUCAUCACCAUCAUCAUCAUCAUCUGUCUUCAAGGUUUAAUUGGCGUCCAGACUGCUGCGCUGGACCCGAUGGGAAUUUCAAUGGAGAGAACCGAUGAGACCACAGAGGCUACUUGAGAAUGCUACCUGUCCCUCCGGCUCACCAUGUCAUCCUAGAAACCCUAUUAACUGCUCCCCUUCCACCAUCCCUCUUCUUGCCUUUGUCAUUUCCUGUAACCCCCUGAGUUAGAUCCCAUUCUUGUCCUUGCUUACGCCCCUGCAAUCUGAGCGUGCCAGUCUUUAUUUUGGACAUGUUUCUUUUGUUUCAUGGCACCAGCCACCAAGGCUGUGGUGGGCGGCGGCCUAACAUGUCUCGGCAGGUGGCUAAACCCUGUCUACUGUGGCUCCUGGGACUGGUGCUGCACCUAACGCUGUCGUCCUCUCAGCGAGUUGACCUGAAGUACCCCAUCGUGUCCACAGUCUACGGAAAGGUCCGUGGUAUCAGGAAGGAACUCAACAAUGAGAUUUUGGGCCCGGUAGAACAGUUUUUAGGUGUGCCAUACGCCACCGCUCCUGUCGGCGAGCGGCGCUUCCAGCCUCCCGAAGCGCCCGGCUCCUGGCAGGAGAUCCGCAACGCCACUCAGUUCGCACCCGUGUGUCCCCAGAAUGUACACGGCGUGUUACCAGAAAUCAUGCUACCUGUGUGGUUCACUGACAACCUGGAUGCAGCAGCCACCUAUGUUCAGAACCAGAGCGAGGACUGCCUUUACCUCAACAUUUAUGUGCCGACAGAAGACGGUCCGCUCACAAAAAAACAAGAUGAGUCUACAAUGAACAGACCAAAGGAUGAAGAUGUCCGGGAUCGUCGUAAGAAGCCGGUCAUGCUUUUCAUCCAUGGGGGCUCCUAUAUGGAGGGCUCAGGGAACAUGUUUGACGGCAGCGUCCUCUCUGCGUACGGAAACGUAAUCGUCGUCACCAUGAACUAUCGACUUGGUGUGCUUGGGUUUUUGAGCACAGGGGACCAGUCUGCAAAGGGGAACUAUGGCUUGUUGGACCAGAUCCAGGCUCUGCGUUGGCUCAAUGAAAACAUUGGCCACUUUGGAGGAGACCCAGAGAGAAUCACCAUCUUUGGCUCGGGGGCUGGAGCUGCCUGUGUGAACCUCCUCAUCCUCUCCCACCACUCCGAGGGUCUGUUCCAGAGGGCCAUCGCACAGAGCGGCUCGGCCAUCUCCAGCUGGUCGGUCAACUAUCGGCCGCUGAUGUACACCAAAAUCCUGGCAAAGAAGGUGGGCUGCUCUUUUGGGGACAUGGCAGAUUUGGUCGAUUGUCUACGAAGGAAGAGUUUUCGGGAGCUGGUGGACCAAGACAUCCAGCCCGCACGCUACCACAUCGCCUUUGGGCCUGUGGUAGACGGGGAUGUGGUGCCAGACGACCCUGAGAUCCUCAUGCAGCAGGGCGAGUUCCUCAAUUAUGACAUUCUGCUGGGUGUCAACCAGGGAGAAGGUCUGAAGUUUGUGGAUGACAGUGAGGGAGAAGAUGGAAUAUCAGCAGCAUCCUUUGACUACACCAUCUCCAACUUUGUGGAUAAUCUAUAUGGAUAUCCUGAUGGUAAAGAUAUCCUCAGGGAAACCAUAAAGUUCAUGUACACGGACUGGGCUGACAGGGACAACAGUGACAUGCGUAGGAAGACCCUCCUGGCUCUGUUCACCGACCACCAAUGGGUAGCCCCAGCUGUCGCCACUGCCAAGCUGCACGCUGAGUUUCAGUCACCCGUCUACUUCUAUACUUUCCACCACCACUGUCAGACUGAGGCCAGGCCUGACUGGGCCGACGCUGCCCACGGAGAUGAGAUCCCCUAUGUGUUUGGGAUUCCCAUGGUCGGAGCCACUGACCUGUUUCCAUGUAACUUCUCCAAGAAUGAUGUGAUGCUCAGCGCCGUAGUCAUGACGUACUGGACCAACUUUGCAAAGACAGGGGAUCCCAACUUGCCAGUUCCUCAGGACACCACGUUUAUCCAUACGAAGCCGAACCGUUUUGAAGAGGUCAUCUGGACAAAAUUCAGCUCCAAAGACAAGCAGUACUUGCAUAUUGGCCUAAAGCCUCGAGUCAGAGAUAAUUACCGUGCCAACAAGGUGGCAUUUUGGCUCGAACUGGUGCCACAUCUCCACAGCCUACACGAGGAAAUCAUUAGCUCCAUUACCACUCGGUUGCCACCCAAUAACCGAAGGAAGCCCUCUCAUCCCGGGACCCGCUCCACACGACACCCGGUGGUCUCUACUUACCCACCAGAUUCUGAUCCGGAUGUUUCUGAAAGACCCCGCUUUUCUCCUUUUCCCAGUGAGACAAGGGACUACUCGACCGAGCUGAGUGUGACGGUAGCUGUUGGUGCUUCGCUGCUUUUUCUCAACGUGCUGGCAUUCGCCGCGCUUUACUACAAACGAGAUAAGCGGCACGAACUCAUGCAAAGGCGUCACCGCCGCCUGUCCCCUCACCGCAGCACGACAGCGGGAAUGGGCGUUGGCAUGGGAGUGGUGGGCGCCCCGCCUCACAACGACCUGGCGCUGAGCCAGGAGGAGGAGCUAAUGUCGCUGCAGAUGAAACAACAGAGGGUGGAGCUGGAGCACGGGACACCACUCCCUUCGCGCGGCGUCCAUGGCGAUCUGGAGACCCUGAGGUGCCCGCCUGACUAUACGCUGGCCCUGAGGCGAGCCCCAGAGGAUGUGCCACUUAUGACCGCCAACACCAUAACAAUGAUCCCCAGCACCAUCAGCAGCAUGCAGCCCCUCCACCCUUUCAACACAUACCCGCCCAUCCCCACCCCUUCUUCUACACCUGUCCCCAGCCACAGCAACAAUGCCCUGCCACACCAACACUCUACCACCCGUGUAUAGGAGCAGGUACAAGCUUUGCUGCCCCUCUCUGAGCUCACUCUCCUCCAUUCAAACGUCACUUUUAUCACCUAUGUUCUCCUCGUUCGAUCUUCUUUCUCAUAAAGCCCUCAAACAAAGCUGCAGUUUGUAAGAUAAGAGGCAAAGGAUUUCCUCCAAACUGUAAACAGAACUCAGAGAGACUGUAUCGAAAGCUACUCUGUCACAGUGCGCCACAACUGCUUUACCCUGUUAGCUCUAUGAAUAUUUGGUGCUUAGAAAAGUUGCUAAGCUUUAAGCUUGUAGCUCCCUCAUUUGGGUUUCAUCAUUCAGCCAGACAUUGGAUGUGUAGCCUAGUUGUUGGGCGCAAGUGUUUUUGAACAUUUUUGUGAGUGUGUCAGUGUAAAACUGUGUUUAACAAAGCAACACAAAUAUGCAUUUUUUGGGAAGGGGGAGGGGGUUGUUUGCAAAAUGACGAUUCAGUAGCAAGCAGAGUUGUAUGGGGCAACAUAUGUCCGAACAAGGUGUCUCUCAUGAAGCCCGAUUUGUUGGAACUUACAAAUUGCAGCUUUAAAGGCCCAAUCUGGAAGUCAAAUUUGGCCCCCGACAAACCCCAACAGCUGUGUGUGCAUUGUAGUUUGAGGUUAUUGUUCAGCGUGAAAUCAAUUAGCAGAGAUGGAAGCCUAUUUGAUGGCAACGCAAGGCUAACAAGAAAACCAAAAUGUCUGCUGGGAUCACUCUACUCUAUCUUCAUUGAAUCCGUUCACUCACUGCCUCAGCAUUUAGAACACUUCCAGAUUUGGGCUUCAUCUCUUGGGCAGACCAGUAAAUGACUGAAUCCCAUUCGGUACGGUGGCCCAGAAGUGCAAAUUACAUCCACAAAUAAUUAAACGCAAGAACAUAUUAAAGAUCACAUUGACAAUUAAAAAGGAAAACAUUUUUUUUUAAAUGACGUUUUAGAGAUCAAAGCAAAAUUCCACAAUUCAAAACUCAAUUCAAAUGAAAUGCAUUGUGGUCUAAAUUCGCCAAUCUAGUGAGAAUCGAAGCACUCUGGUUUUUCGCAGAGACUUCUAGUAGUUUUCUAGGACACUCAAUUUUGUAAUUGUAGAUUCUGACAGCUGUACUAGAAGGAGAGCUAUAUAGAGCACCAUGAAGUGAGUAGUGAAAGAAUCUGUCCACAACCAAUAAGGAACCAGACAAGGUAGGUACUAUGGGACGUCGCUGAUGACAUUUGAUUUUUGACAUUCUGGUUUUGAGGUUUUUGGUUUCCGUAAAAAAGUUGUUUUUUUUUGGUAUUUACUUUAAAGUUGUUGCCAACAUUAAAGACACAUUUAAAAGAGUUUAAAUCUUACUAUAAAAUCAGUGAUGUCCUAUAGUAUCUUCCUUUUCCAAUUUAUUAUUAUUAUUAUUAUUUUUUUACAUUUUAUUUUGAUUUCUGAAAAUUAGUUUAGUUUUGUUUAAUUUAUAUUCCGAUUCAUUGUUUUGGACUUGUUUUGGUUUCUGAAAUUUUGUUUUGAUUUCUAAAAUGCAAUGGGUUUUUUCAUUUGCUUAUAUCUUUUAACUGUCGUUUUGAUCUUAAAUAUAUUGUUUUGCCUGUUGGCACUUCAGGGCCACCGUACAUUGGAUGCAACCUGGAAUCCAGGCUGCCCGUUACAGCUCGCUGCACCUGCGUCUCACACGCUCUAAUCAUGUCCAUUACUUUAUUUGUUUCUCUCUCAUUAUCUCUCUGUCUUUACUCUCCAUUUCUACUCGUUUAUCUCCUCUCACACUUCUCUUCCCCCCCCCCCCCCCACACCUUCUGCAUCUGCUUUUAUCGCUCUUUUUAUUAAACCACUGACAUAACCCAUUUCCUCGCAAUCACUUUAAGACUCUCCUUUCUCUUUUGGAGUCUUUUAUACAAAAACACAAAUGUAAAUGAUGUAUUAAUAAUAAAUUGUGAGGAUAUGAAUGAAAAAGAAAACAUAUUCUGAUAUCUCAUUUUUACCAGCAUUCUUGGUGCCAAGUACUGUGACAAAGUUCCUCUUUCGCCGGCGUCCAGUGGACCGCCUGGAGAGGUUCAUCCUGACUGUAUCUUACAAAAAGAAUUACCAUCAGAAAAAGUGCCAAUCCUCUUCAUUUUUUUAACCACUUUUCUUUGUUAUCUUUCUUUUUAUUACAGGGAACUUGAUAUAUUAUUGUUUCUGUGUGGAAUGAUUGCAUGAUUUUUGUUUAGGUUUUUAUUUGAAAUCUGUCCAGAGAGAUGUUUUUCACUUUCAGAAUUUGCCUUGUUUAAGUUUUUUUUUUUUAUCUUCAUUUUCUGUUUUAAUAUCAGCAGCACUUUGUGGUACUUCAGAAGGUAUAUAAAGAGAUAAAUAUUGUGUUUAACUAUAAUUAUAACAAAGAGAGUAAAUAUUCCCUCUAUUUUUUCCUAACACUGAGGCUGUGCCGCAACCCCGCCCCCGUUCCCCUCCAAGACUGACUUUAAAAAAAAAACCUCCCCCCUAGUUUGCUUUUCAUUCCUUUUCUUCAUCCUUUGCAGGUUUGCACUCUCAGUGUUUCUGAAUUGCACCUGAACAUAGCACUUUUUUCCGUUUCAAGAAAAAAAAAAAAGAUUCUUCGUGAUUAUUCUGAAUACGGUUUUUCGUCUGCGACUGACAUGAACGUUUCGGGAGUCCCAGGACCUGCCUCGUCUUUUCGUCCGCUCUUUUUUCGCCGUCCGAUGAGUGUCGCUUCUGCACGUCAGAAGAAGGAAAAAUUACAUAUUUGUGGUCAGAGGAGGAGGGAGCCUGGUAUGUCACACCUUUCGCACAAGUGAACACAAAGACAGGUUGUGCUCUGAACAAUUUUGGAGACGAAAAGAAAAGCCCUGUGACAUAAACACUGGACAAUCUGAUCUGUCACUAAGGAUGUAGUCUACAAAUCUGAUCCAACAGACACUACUCACACCGCAAAACUGGGGGAGUAUUUCCUCAGCAUCCUAUUUGCUUCAGGCACUCUGGAGCCGGACUGCCAUGCCUCAUGCCGGACUGGAGCAAGCUGCAAGGACAGAACCAACUCAGAAAACAAACUGUACAUUUUUUUAAGUGUAACAGAACAACAUGGAAUUUGUAAAUAUUACGUUUGUCGUUUGGUUUGAGUGAUAAGCUGGGUCUUUUCUUUGUGGACAACAGGUGCAAGUUCAAGACGACUUUACGAGAACUUUUACGGUUUGUUUGAUCCUGUUUCAUUUUCUUGACCUCAACUCUCAGUAGGUUUUUGGGCACAUCUUUUAGUCUAUGUAAAAAAAAUUUAAAAAAGAAAUAAAAAAGAAAACAAAAAAACCACAGCAUGGAUGAGGUAAACUCAAAAAGGAAUAUUUCUGGCUCAGGGUGGUCUCUAAAUUGUGAGUAACAUGUUCCUACCGAAGGAAAGGUUGUUUAAAGCAUAACCUGCACAUUUGGCAACAUCCCAUCAAUCAUAAAGGCAGCUUUGGAAUAAAAUUAGUUUAUUUUAUUUAUUUUUUUGGUGAAAAGCCAAAGAGCAGCUGCAGAGAAAGGAUGAAUGAAGGGGAACAAGGAAGGACUCCAGACAGCGAAACAACAUGGUGUCAUUAAAGUGGUCAAAAAUAAGCCACAAAAUUGAGUUUAACUUGUGACAUUGAGGGAAUGAAUCAUAUUUUUGUUCCAAGUCGUCUCGGGUGUUAUUGGACCGUGUGACCGGAGGGGGGUUUAAAAAAAAAAAUACAAUAUAUAUAUAUAUAUAUAUAUAUAUAUAAAAUAAAUCCUUUGUAGUCCAUUUAGUCUUCUUUCAGGCUCUGAUCAUGGUGGUUGCUUUGCUACCUUUUCCAAUUGUGUCUGCACAUUCUGUCCAUGGGAUUAGUGACGCAGCUGUUUGUUGUGAAUUUCCUCCAAAAAUGACAAAAUUCUCCUUCUGUCUUUUCCUCUUUUGGGGAAAAAAAGGGGUCUUGGAUGGCUAACGGAAGCACACUCACUAAGUUUACAUGUUUACACGCCAAAUGUGAUGUUGGCUUAUGAUGGGGGGGGGGAGGCAUCCCACUGAUCCAAAUAUCCUCUUGUUAUGAUGUUUAAUGGCGGAGUGUUGAAAUGAAAGCUUGCACCUGUUUGUCUGUUUCAUUUAGUCUGAUACAGUAACCUGAGGAGCAAGAAACUGUGAGAGGAGGAAGUUAAACCAAUUUAAAUUCAUAUUUCUAUUUCAAAUAGAGGCUAUUACACACUGUAUGUUGUGUAUCUGAACCGGAAAACAUUAAAAGACAUUCUUAAA
This is a messenger RNA of Oryzias latipes (Japanese medaka), 7923 nucleotides long. RefSeq names its product neuroligin 2b (gene nlgn2b). The record is from RefSeq and is a predicted model, not a curated record. Gene Ontology annotation, cellular component: membrane. Lineage: Eukaryota; Metazoa; Chordata; Actinopteri; Beloniformes; Adrianichthyidae. Gene Ontology annotation, molecular function: neurexin family protein binding.